AUGAGCGUCCUUCAUCUGCUCCUUUUCUUGCUUCUUCAUGUCCUUCCCCUCGCAUCUCCGGCCGUCGACGUCGACCAGUUCACGUUCGAUGGCUUUGCCGGCGCGAACUUCUCGCUCGACGGCACGGCCACGGUCACCCCGGACGGCCUCCUCAUGCUCACCAACGGCACGACUCAGCUAAAAGGACACGCCUUCUACCCUCUCCCCGUGCGGUUCCACAAGGCCGCCAACGGCAACGCCUCCUCGCGCUCCUUCUCGACAGCCUUCGUGUUCGGCAUCGUCAGCGAGUACGACGACUUCAGCAGCCCCGGCCUGGCCUUCGUCGUCUCCAAGAGCAAAAACUUCUCCACGGCGCUCCAGAGCCAGUACAUGGGCCUGGCCAACGCGGCCAACAACGGCAACUCCAGCAACCACUUCCUGGCCGUCGAGCUCGACACCAUCGUCAACGCCGAGUUCGGGGACAUGAGCAACAACCACGUCGGGGUCGACGUCGACGGCCUCUCAUCCAUCGUCGCCGACAACGCGGGGUACUACGAGGACGGCACAGGCGCGUUCAUGAACAUGAGCCUGUUGAACCGCACGGCUACGCAGGUGUGGGUGGACUUCGACGCGCGCACCUCUCUCGUCAGCGUCACCAUGGCACCCCUUGAGCUGCCCAAGCCCAAGAAGCCUCUGCUCUCCGCCACCGUGAACCUCUCGUCGGUGAUCCAGGACAAAGCCUACGUUGGCUUCUCGUCAUCCACCGGCGUCGUGUCGAGCCGCCACUACGUGCUUGCCUGGAGCUUCAAGAUGGACGGUGGACAAGCCCCGCCGCUAAACAUAUAG
Triticum turgidum subsp. durum (durum wheat) is the source of this 825-nucleotide messenger RNA. NCBI's taxonomy places the organism in Eukaryota, Viridiplantae, Streptophyta, Magnoliopsida, Poales, Poaceae. The record is from the annotation of a GenBank genome assembly.